Molecule: messenger RNA, 639 nt
Organism: Puccinia graminis f. sp. tritici CRL 75-36-700-3
Lineage: Eukaryota; Fungi; Basidiomycota; Pucciniomycetes; Pucciniales; Pucciniaceae
Exons: 2
Source: RefSeq, a predicted model, not a curated record
AUGAAGAUAAGUGAAGAGGAGGAAGCACAAGCGGCUGCAAUCAUCAAGCGCUGGCUCCAAACUGAAUCUCGAGAGAUUCAACAGUACGGAGAAAUGGAUAUAACCGAGUACAACAAGAUCAAAUCGAAAAAAUCAACAAAGGCUCUAUACAUGAGAUGGCGCAAAAAAAUCAAGGAAGAGAGAUGUAGGGUGGCGGAUCAGAUCUUCAAAGGAAUUCCACAAUUAGCUGUUGUACUUGAGGAUAAGGACUGUCAUUCUGAUAUUGAAGAUGCACAGGAGGGAGUUAAUCCUGUCCGGGUAUUUCCUGGGUACCGUAGUAUUCUUCUCACCAAUAUACUCCAUAAUCUCGAUCGAAUGGUCCAGGCGCAGACCACCCAUCACAAGAAAAUCGAGACAAACAAGAAGAUGUAUGCGCGUUUGGCAAGCAACCACGCACCAACUGUAGGAGGAGCUAUUGGGGUUGCGCGUGACUGGCCAAUUGAUUGCUACGAUGAAACAUUUUGGAAAGGGCUCAUCCAAUUUGAGCGUGACACUAUCUCAAAAGUACCGGCAGUCAACAUUCAACAGCUUGCGGAAACCUUGGCUGAAAUGUGCCGUCGGGGCACUAGCAGCCGUUCGAAUGGUCAACCGGACCAAGGA